Amaranthus tricolor (Joseph's coat) is the source of this 2473-nucleotide messenger RNA. Its product is annotated as rop guanine nucleotide exchange factor 7-like. Bases 518 to 2215 code for a protein of 565 amino acids. Lineage: Eukaryota; Viridiplantae; Streptophyta; Magnoliopsida; Caryophyllales; Amaranthaceae. The transcript has 7 exons. The record is from RefSeq and is a predicted model, not a curated record. Gene Ontology annotation, molecular function: guanyl-nucleotide exchange factor activity.
AUUUCCAUCAUCAUUUUCAUACUAUAAUACUUGGUUUAUACAUUCUUUUUGAAAUCACACGAUUCCCCUAACUUAUUUUCAAUAAAAAUUGAACCAACUCCACUAUGAAAUAGUUCAUUAUUAAACUUGUCAACAAAGCAUAGAUUAAUGAGAACUUGAGAAGCAAGCCGACUAAAAGUGGGGCUUGGUGGAUAAAGCUAACCAAAUUUUAAGGUUUGUAAGGCGAGCCUUUGUUCUUUCAUUCUUGGACUUAUAUGACCACUGUUAUCAUCUUCUUUGUCCCUUCACCUUGUUUUUUUCUUAACCCAAACUUUCCAUAAACAAACCUCAAAACAACCCAACAAUCUACAAGAAAGUGUACCAAUAUUGGCUUUUGGGAACCAUUUUUAUCCAAAUAGAAACCACAGAAGAAGGUAUUAUCAUGUGACAGUCAAUACCCAUGUCCCAUUGCCUCAAAUUUGUUUUCUGGGUUUUAAGAGACGAAAAUUUGUGAAGACAAGCUUGAUCGGUGUCAAAAAUGGUGGAAAAAAUGGGGACUUCUUAUGGAGAUCAGUUAAUUGAGGAAAGAAGGAGCUCAGUUGGGUUACCAGAAGAAAGCUCAAAUACAGAGCAAAGCCAUACUUGCAGCUCAUUAGACUGUUCUUUUUCAACUCCUUCUACAUCUACUUGUUCUCCUUUUCCUUCCCCCGCCGCCAUUAAUCAUGGCAAUUUGAAGAACAAAUCAGAAAUGGAUAUGAUGAAAGAAAGGUUUGCUAAGUUGCUGCUAGGAGAAGAUAUGUCUGGUUCUGGUAAAGGUGUUAGCACAGCAUUGGCUAUAUCUAAUGCUAUCACUAAUUUAUGUGCUACAUUAUUUGGGCAACUAUGGAGAUUGGAACCAUUGGCACCUCAAAAGAAAGCAAUGUGGAGAAGAGAAAUGGAAUGGCUUCUUAGUGUUGCUGAUUACAUUGUUGAACUAAUGCCUUCUAGUCAAUCAUUCCCUGAUGGAAAUAUAUUAGAGGUCAUGACCUGCAAACCGCGUUCUGAUCUCUGUAUUAAUCUCCCAGCUCUCAGAAAGCUAGAUAAUAUGCUUAUUGAAUUAUUGGAUAGCUUUCACUACACAGAGUUCUGGUACGUGGAUCAAGGAAUUGUGGGUAUGGAAACUGAUGGAUCGUCCUCCUUCAGAAGACAGCUGCAACGACAAGAAGAAAAAUGGUGGUUACCUGUCCCUCGAGUUCCACCUGGUGGUCUACAAGAGGACAUACGGAAGCAAUUGCAGCACAAACGUGAUUGUGCAAACCAGAUACUCAAGGCUGCAAUGGCAAUAAAUAGCAUUGUAUUGACUGAUAUGGAGGUUCCAGAAUCGUAUUUGGAAAAUCUUCCGAAGAAUGGAAGAGCUAGCUUGGGUGAUUUGGUUUACCGCUACAUAAACUCCGACCAAUUUUCCCCCCAGCGUCUCCUAGAUUGCCUUGAUAUGUCAUCUGAACACCAAGCUAUCGAGAUGGCUAAUCGAGUAGAAGCCUCGAUUUACUUAUGGCGGCAGAAGGGUAGCUCAAUACAUAACUCGAAAAAAUCUAUGCCAAGGUCUUCCUGGGAAAUGGUCAAGGAUUUGAUGGUUGAUUCUGAGAAGAGAGAACUUCUAGCAGAUAGGGCUGAAAGCCUUCUGCUUUGUCUAAGACAACAGUUUCCUGGCCUUCCACAAACAGCAUUGGACAUGAGCAAAAUUCAACACAACAAGGAUGUUGGAAAAUCAAUCCUUGAGAGCUACUCGAGGGUUCUCGAGAGCCUAGCGUUCAACAUAGUUGCGAGAAUAGACGAUCUCCUUUAUGUAGAUGACGUGGCUAAACAUUCAGAUCAUUUGUCUCCGAUCUCCAAAGUCAGCAUCAUUGCACACAAAACCGUUAAGAUUCCAAACAAAAUGCCCACGUCUGGGACUCCGUAUAAGACUGCCUUUACGACACCCAACUUUUCAUCGGAAAAAGGAGAAUGGGAAAGAUCACCGUUACGAUCUCCCUUUCUUAGCAGCAGUGGGAAGAUUAUAAGCCAUGGGUUUGGAGUUAAAAAGGCACUUAACAACUACCUUAUCGAUGCUAUUGGCAAUGUGGGCGGAUGUAAAGACAAUUAUCAGGAAGCGUACACAAUCAGUGAAGCAUCACCGAUACCAAUAUAUCAGGAGGCGAGACCUCUUGACAGUGCACAAAGAGCUGUCAGCCCGAGUUCUAAACUGUCGACUCUUUGAUCAAAUAGUGUCUUGAAUUUGUGUAUCUUGUAUGUAACAAUAUAUUUAACUUUGUUUGAGGAACAGGGGAUCCAAGUGACUUGAUUUUUGGGUGUGUGUUCAAAUUAUUUUGUGCUACAUAGGGACCAUUGUACUCCAUAAAACAAAUGCAGCCAUAAGAAAAUGCACAUAUUAUCUCUCUGCAUAGUCUAAGAGGGUGAAGCCUAUGACUGUUUAUAAUGGAUAAGUAAUCCUAGCUAAUCCUUCUAUUAUUUAGGC